This is a messenger RNA of Cucurbitaria berberidis CBS 394.84, 2472 nucleotides long. RefSeq names its product BRO1-domain-containing protein. Bases 1 to 2472 code for a protein of 823 amino acids. Gene Ontology annotation, cellular component: endosome. The transcript has 4 exons. Gene Ontology annotation, molecular function: protein binding. The record is from RefSeq and is a predicted model, not a curated record. Lineage: Eukaryota; Fungi; Ascomycota; Dothideomycetes; Pleosporales; Cucurbitariaceae.
AUGGCCUCCAACAUACUCUUCCUGCCGUUUCGACGGUCCCACGCCGUCAACCUCACCGAAGCCAUCAAGCAGUACAUAUCCUCCAAAUAUGACCAGCAUCCGGACAUGUUCACCAAGGACCUGGAGACGAUCGAGAAACUCCGCUCCGUCGCCGUACAUGCCCAAGAACCGCACCCGAGCAACAUCCCGAAACUACAGCAGUACGCGGCACAGCUCAUAUGGCUAAGCGGGAAGUUUCCAAUCGACAUCGGCGUCGAGUUCCCAUGGUAUCCAGCGCUGGGUUACAAUACAAGUCGCCCAGCAUCCCGUAACAACCUUCGCUUCGAACUCGCGAAUAUCUUGUACAACCUCGCAGCCAUGUACUCGCAACUGGCUAUGUCGUCGAACCGAAGCACACCAGAUGGGCUGAAGGUGGCAGCCAACAACUUCUGCCUAGCUGCUGGCGUACUAUCACACCUGCGGAACAGCGUCCUGCCUGAGCUGCGGACCGAGCCCCCCGAGGACAUGGACCUUAUGACGCUGGAGUGCUUGGAGAAGCUGAUGCUGGCACAGGGCCAGGAGUGCUUUUGGCAAAAGGCUGUCAAGGAUGGGCUCAAGGAUGCAACCAUCGCCAAACUAGCAGCACGCGUAUCGGACCUAUACAACGAAGCGGGCGAAGCGGGCAUACAAUCCGACGCCAUCAGUAGCGAAUGGAUACACCACAUGACGGCAAAGCACCACCACUUUGCUGCUGCUGCCCAAUAUCGAGCUGCUUGCGAUGCUCUGGAGAAACGAAAAUAUGGAGAAGAGGUGGCACGUUUACGUGAUAGUCUCACAUGCGUAAACGAUGCCCUAAAGGAGCAGCGAUACAUCAACAAGGUUGUUCUUGCAGACCUCAAUGGGCUGAAGACUCGGGUUACAGAAGACUUGAAGCGCGCGGAAAAGGAUAAUGACAUGAUCUACCUGCUACCCGUCCCUCCCAAAGCCGAGUUGAAGAUCCUGGACAGGGCGAACAUGGUGGUGUCCAGGGUGCCCAAGGAAAUAGCCGAGUCUAACGCACUCCUUGGAGACCACGGUGAACUCGGACAGGCCCUCUUCUCAAAACUGGUCCCAUACUCGGUACAUUUGGCGGCUAGCAUAUACGUGGAUCGCCGCGAUAGACUGGUCAAUAAUACCAUCAUCGAAGAACUUGAGGCACUUUCGACCCAGAUCCACGAGGUUCUACGCAGUCUCAACCUUCCUGGCUCGCUUCAGGCGCUUGAGAAGCCACUCGGACUACCGCCGGGCCUCAGCACCCAUGCCGACGAGAUCCGCCAGCAAGACGGCAUUAAUCGACUGCUACGCUCAAUGGAGGACACCAAGAAGCUCAUGUAUACUGAUCAGGCCAUCUACCAGGAAGGUGUUGAUAUACUCAGGUCGGAGGCAGCAGAGGAUGAAGGCGCCCGCCGAAGGUAUGGUACAGCGCUUUGGACUCGGCAAACAGCUGAGCAAGCCGCUCCCAAGCUAUACGCUCAAAUCAACGAGAUCGAUGGCUACUUUAAAGCUGCCACAAACAGCGACAACAUUGUCAAAACGAAGUUGAAUGAGAACGAGCAUUUUAUUCGGUUACUCAGCGGACCGGAUCAUGACCUCGAGAAUUAUGUACCCAGUGGCCGGAGGCCUGCGAUCACCGGGGACGUAGAGCGAGAAGCUGGGAAGUUGCGAGGUUGUUUCAACGAAGUCAGCCGAUUGGAGAGCAGGCGACGACGGAAGAUCGAAGCCUUGAGGACGAAGGCGAAGCAAGAUGACAUAAAUCCGGAACUGCUGCGCGAAGCCGCUCGCUUAGAGCGGGAGUACCCUAUGCAAACUAUUGAGGCUGUACAGUUUGAGGGUCUUUUUGAUAAGCGAUUACAAAUGUACGACGUUGACCAAGAUAUGGUCCAGGACGAAGAGAAGGACCAAGCAGCAGCCAUUAAGCGGCUUCAAGAUGCCAAUGCCGCCUUCUUGAUCACUCGCCGGGGAGACCAAUCGACGAAGAAGCGGGAGCAGGCAUUGCAAAGCCUAGAGAAUGCGUACUUCAAGUACAAAGAGAUCAUUUCGAAUCUCGAUGUGGGUCGGAAGUUCUACAAUGACUUGGCCAAGAUUGUGAAUCGGUUUCGGGAUGACGCACGCAGCUUCGCAUACCAGCGGAAAUCAGAAGCGUCCGCACUUGAGAAUGACCUCGCAACCCGAAUGAACUCUCUCAGUCUGCAGCAAGCGAACUCGGAAUCGUUACACCAGCAGAAAAAAGCAGACGCACAGAACCCGCAAUACGGUGCUGAGGCACAUGCAGAAGCGCCUUUGGCUGCCCCGACGCCCACAAGAGCUGGUGUUGCACCCACAUCCGGCAUGUGGACCCCUGAAGUGGGAAUCCGAUUUGGGGGAGUGCCUACGACGUCUGGGAACUCUCGGCCUACCAAUGGCCCUUCUCAGGAUGGGCGAUGGGACCCAGCGAAGGGAUUGAAAUUCGGGUAG